AUGUCCGCAGGAGACGUUGCAAUCCACACGCUGCCCAAGACCACUGGGUCGAGCAAUGUGAAGCUCAACAAAUGGUCCAGCAUCAUCACGCAGGACAAGGCAAGGGGAGGUGCCCAGGCCAUGCUUCAUGCGGUCGGGCUGUCGGUGGAGGACAUGGACAAGCCGCAGAUUGGCAUUUCACCGAUCUGGUGGGAAGGAAACCCUUGUAACUUCCACCUACUCGAUCUUGCGGUGAAGGUCAAGGAGGGAUGCAAACAGGAAGGCCUUGUCGGCCUCACUUUCAACACUAUUGGUGUCAGUGAUGCUAUCACUAUGGGUACCGACGGCAUGAGAUUUCGUGAGUGCAGCGUGAUGAAAACUGGGGAAUGGUCCUCAACGGAUUACAGGCUACCGAGUCGUGACUUGAUUGCCGAUUCCAUUGAAGCCGUCACGAUAGCCCAAUACUACGACGGAAACAUCUCGAUCCCAGGAUGCGACAAGAACAUGCCCGCAACUGUUAUGGCAGCGGCCCGCCACAACCGCCCGACGAUCUGUGUCUACGGUGGCACCAUCCAGCAUGGUGUCCGCCAGGUCGACUGCCCUGCGCUCGGUCACAAAAAGGGUGAUGACAUGAACAUCGCAGAUGCCUUCGAGUCGUACGGUGCGUUCGCCACGGGGAAGAUCAGUGACGAGGAGCGCCUCGACGUUGUCCGUAACUCGUGUCCUGGUCCCGGUGCCUGCGGUGGUAUCGCGAACACCAUGUCGAGUGCGCUCGAGGUCCUGGGCAUGUCGCUUCCCUACUCGUCCAGUAUCCCCGCCACAUUCCCCGAAAAGGUCCAGGAGUGCUUCCGGGCUGCGCAUUACAUGAAGCGGCUACUCGAGCUCGACAUUAAGCCGAAGGACAUCCUCACCCGCGCAUCCUUCAUCAAUGCCAUCACCAUCGUCAACGCCCUGGGUGGCUCCACGAACUCCGUGCUGCACUUCCUCGCGAUGGCGCGCGCGGCGGACGUGCAGCUCACGAUCGAGGACUUCCAGGACGUGCGCGACCGGACGCCGUACCUGUGCGACCUGAAGCCGUCGGGCAAGUACCUGAUGGAGAACCUGCACCACGUGGGCGGCAUCCCCGCGCUCGUCAAGUACCUCCUCAAGAACACGAACCUCAUCGACGGCAGCACGUUGACCGUCACCGGGAAGACGCUCGCGGAGAACGUCGCGGACGCGGCGGACCUCGACUUUGACUCGCAGGACGUCAUCCGCCCGCUCAGCAACCCGAUCAAGUCGAGUGGUCACCUUACGAUCCUCCGUGGUAACCUUGCGCCCGGAACGGCCGUGGCGAAGCUUACGGGCAAGGAGGGUCUCCGCUUCGAGGGUGUCGCGAAGUGCUUCGACAGCCUGCCUCCUUUCUACUCUGCGUUGGAGGCCGGAGAGAUCAAGGAGGGUAUGGUCCUCAUCUUCCGUUACCAGGGCCCCAAGGGUGCGCCUGGCAUGCCCGAGAUGCUGGGCCCGACUGGUGCGCUGAUGGGUGCGGGUCUCGGUGGUAAGACCGCCCUGAUCACGGAUGGCCGCUUCUCCGGCGCCUCGCGCGGGUUCAUCAUCGGGCACGUCGUCCCGGAGGCGCAGGUCGGCGGGCCGAUCGCGCUCGUGCACGACGGGGACAAGAUCGUCAUCGACUCGGCGGGCGCACGAUCAACUGGCUCGUCGACGACGCGGAGAUCGCGCGCCGCAAGGCGGAUACGCGAGGGACGUCGCGCCGCGAACGUGGGCGCGUACACGGAUUGA
Molecule: messenger RNA, 1758 nt
Organism: Fomitopsis serialis
Lineage: Eukaryota; Fungi; Basidiomycota; Agaricomycetes; Polyporales; Fomitopsidaceae
Product: dihydroxy-acid and 6-phosphogluconate dehydratase
Exons: 20
Coding region: 1-1758 (585 amino acids)
Biological process (GO): branched-chain amino acid biosynthetic process
Cellular component (GO): mitochondrion
Molecular function (GO): dihydroxy-acid dehydratase activity
Source: RefSeq, a predicted model, not a curated record